Molecule: messenger RNA, 3223 nt
Organism: Morone saxatilis (striped sea-bass)
Lineage: Eukaryota; Metazoa; Chordata; Actinopteri; Moronidae
Gene: tab2
Product: TGF-beta activated kinase 1 (MAP3K7) binding protein 2
Exons: 8
Coding region: 482-2827 (781 amino acids)
Biological process (GO): positive regulation of protein kinase activity
Molecular function (GO): ubiquitin binding; K63-linked polyubiquitin modification-dependent protein binding
Source: RefSeq, a predicted model, not a curated record
CUCUCGCGAUAGUAGCUUGCUUAUGCAGCCGCCAUAUUCUGUGACAGUAUUUUGAUUCGUAUCUGCUGGAAGUGAGGAAAAAGAGAAAAGUGAAGGGCUGUCGAGGGGAGGGGGGGGCUGAAGAAGAGGAGCUGUCAAAAAGGUAUUCCCGAGUCCCUGUCAAACGGCGGAAGGCUGAGGCUCGGUAUCCCUCCCCUAACGCUACUUCGAGGACACACAAGGCCCGGGGCCUCGGUGCAGUUGGCUCUUCGUCUCCCUGGUAGUAGCUGGACCCUUCUCGGCUUCUCCUCUCCGAGCUCCGCGGCCCUCUGGAGGUCCGGCGGCGGUCUCGGGUGUUGAAGGCGGCCCGGGGAGCGGCGGCGGUGGCAGCGGAGACGGAAAGGUAAGUUCCAAAGAUGUUCAAGAUGAAGGCGGUUUGCUGCCACGACUGACGCCCCAGUGCGCUGAACAGAACAAGCAGUCCUGACCUGGCAACAUACGAAUGGCCCAGGGAAGCCACCAGAUUGACAUUCAGGUUUUGCAUGACCUGCGCCAGAAGUUCCCUGAAGUACCAGAGGGUGUUGUCUCCCAGUGUGUUCUGCAGAACAACAAUAAUUUAGACGCCUGCUGUGAAUACUUGUCCCAGGUCAGUCCGGGCUACCUGUACAGUGAAGAAGGAAACCUCAGCUUUUCUGACGACCCCACCUUCCCCAGGCUCCGUAAUCACAUGACCCAGCUGAACCUGGGCCUGCAAUCUCAGAAUGUGCACGUGGCCCCGGUUCGGGACGGCCUGAGAAUGAACGGCAGCCGGACUCUGGCCCACAGCCUGAGUGACGGGCCCCUCCAGACAGGCCAGGCCCCCAACAGUGACUUCUUUCAGCAGGAUCCCCAGUCAGCCCCAGUGCAGGUGCCCUCCAGCCUCAAUGUAUUUGGUGUGAUGGAGCCCACACGCAAACCGCAGCCUCCACAGCACCUUGGACUCUACCCUCUGGGUGUCAAAGGAACGAGUAUGGGUACCCAGCAGACACCGCGCUUUAACCCCAUUACCGUGACGCUAGCCCCCAAUACAGGCCGCAACACCCCCACUUCUUUGCACAUACAUGGCGGACCACAGUCGGGCCUCAGCAGUCCACAGGGUAACUCUAUCUACAUCAGGCCCUAUGUUAGCCAGUCUGGUACGACCCGGCAGAACCAGCAGCCGGGAGGCAGGGCCCAGUACAGCCCCACUUCCCAGACCCCGCAGCAGAUCUACCAGAUCUCACACCCUUCCUCCCUGUCCGGCUCCUGGUCCGGCCCUCAGCACGCCUCCUCACAUACCUCACAGCACCAGACCCAGGGCCACCAGACCUCGCACGUCUAUAUGCCAAUCAGCUCUCCAACAAAUCCCCAGGCGCCCUCCAUUCUUCCCUCUGGUGUCUCCUCGUGCUCUUCUUCCUCUUCCUCCUCCUCUGUCAUGCCCACCUCCCUGUCUACCAUCAGUCAGUACAACAUCCAGAACAUCUCCACUGGCCCACGGAAGAAUCAGAUAGAGAUCAAACUUGAAUCUCCUCAGAGGAGCAACUCCACAACCACAACAGCCGUGCUGCGGACAAGCAGCGGGCCGCGGUCCUCCUCCACCUCCUCCUCCUGCCCAUCCUCUUCCUCCUCUUCAACCGGGGUGGCUACUGUCCCCACCACCCCUCUCUCUAUCGGAGGCCCAGGUCUGAGCCGCAGCCAGCCCACUGUUUACAUCUCUGCCAGCCCGCCUACUGCUGCUUCCACUCCCUCUGAGGAGGCCGUCGUGGCCUCAGCCGGCUCCCGCUCCCAACCCAAGUUUUACAUUUCUGCCAAUGCCUCCAGCGACGACAGUGGGGGAAGGAACCCUCCCACAGUCUACAUCUCAGCCAACCCUCCCUUGCAGGGGCCCUCGGGGGCCAGGAACAUGGGGGGCCAAGUAAGCAUGGGCCCUGCCUACAUCCACCACCAUCCUCCUAAGUCCCGUGCCUCUGUGGGAGGGGGAGGCACAGCUUCUUCCCCACGCGUGGUGGUGACUCAGCCCAACACCAAAUACACUUUUAAAAUCACGGUGUCACCCAAUAAGCCCCCAGCUGUGUCCCCCGGAGUCGUGUCCCCUACUUUUGAGCCCAACAACCUUCUCAGCCUACCCUCAGACCACCACUUUGUGGAGCCAGACCCCCUCCAUCUCUCAGACCCACUGUCGCCGCACAGAGAGAGGCCGAGCGAGCCUCGCAGACUCAGCAUGGGCUCUGAUGAUGCAGCGUACACACAAGCGUUGUUGGUCCAUCAGAAGGCCCGCAUGGAGAGACUGUGGCACGAGCUGGAGCUGAAGAAGAAGAAGCUGGAGAAGCUAAAAGAGGAGGUCAACGAGAUGGAGAACGACCUGACCAGGAGACGGCUGGAGAGAUCAAACUCGGCCUCCCAAAUUCCUUCUAUUGAGGAAAUGAAGCAGUUGCGAUGCAAAAACAGGUUACUGCAGAUUGACAUCGACUGUCUCACCAAAGAAAUCGAUCUCCUUCAAACAAGAGGACCAGACUUUAAUCCCAGUGCAAUCCAUAAUUUUUAUGAUAACAUUGGAUUCCUUGGUCCUGUCCCACCCAAACCCAAAGGUACUUUAUCUAUUGGGCCAGACAGGAGAGGAUGUAGAUAUAAUGUGACCUCUAAACUCAUGAUGGAGCCCUCCUCUGGUCCUUCCCCUCCUCUUCCACUUGACUCGGGCAGUAAGGUUGUGAAGCCCAACGCAGACCAGGAGGAGGACGAGGGGAAGCAGUGGAGCUGCAACGCCUGCACCUUCCUCAACCAUCCCGCCCUCAACCGCUGUGAACAGUGCGAGUUCCCGCGGCACUUCUGAGCCAACGAGGCUGCGACGCACCGCCCCCCAUCCCCUCUCCUACGCCCACCUGCCUUGACUAGAAUAGAAAAGUGCCCGCUCUGUUUCUCCCCCCCAGUUGUAUGAAAACUGAGACAGGUCGUAGUCAUCGUGCAUCACGCGGCCUGAUUUCCUUGAUUUUUCUUUUUUUUUUCUUUCCUCCUCUCUAAGGUUUGUAGAAUGCUGUCCACUGAAGGCUCGACUGGAUAGUGUUUACAGCUUGUGUUUUUUUCAUAAAGGCUGGCAGAGUCGGAUGAUACCUCACCUUAGAGACUUGGAUCGCGUGGGGUCACCUCCCCCCUCCCUUUUCUGCUCGACGGGUGACACUUUAACCCCCGGGGGAUACCUCGCUGCUCCCACUUACAGUAUUACGAGUGU